Struthio camelus australis is the source of this 4092-nucleotide messenger RNA. The record is from RefSeq and is a predicted model, not a curated record. NCBI's taxonomy places the organism in Eukaryota, Metazoa, Chordata, Aves, Struthioniformes, Struthionidae.
GAGAGAGAAGCAUUCUGGUAUCUGGAACACCUGCCAGCCACAGAGGUGUGGAAUAUCAAGCAGAUGAUUAAAUUAACACAAGAACAUAUAGAGGCACUGCUAGACAAGUUUGGAGGAGAACAUAACCCACCGUCUAUAUAUUUAGAGGCCUAUGAAGAGUAUACCAACAAACUAGAUGCUUUACAACAGAGAGAACAGCAGUUAUUGGAGUCUAUGGGGAACGGAACUGAUUUCUCUGUCUCCAGUUCAGCUUCAACAGACACGGUUGCAUCAUCUUCCUCCUCUAGCCUCUCUGUAGCACCUUCAUCCCUUUCAGUUUAUCAAAACCCUACUGAUAUGUCACGGAAUAACCCUAAGUCUCCGCAGAAGCCUAUUGUUAGAGUCUUCCUACCCAACAAGCAAAGGACUGUGGUUCCAGCAAGAUGUGGAGUGACAGUCCGAGACAGCCUGAAGAAAGCUCUAAUGAUGAGAGGUCUUAUUCCAGAAUGUUGUGCUGUUUACAGAAUACAAGAUGGAGAGAAGAAGCCGAUCGACUGGGACACUGACAUAUCCUGGCUCACAGGAGAGGAGUUGCAUGUGGAAGUCCUGGAGAAUGUGCCACUCACAACACACAAUUUUGUGCGAAAGACGUUCUUCACGUUAGCAUUCUGCGACUUUUGUCGAAAGCUGCUUUUCCAGGGAUUCCGGUGCCAGACAUGUGGCUAUAAAUUUCACCAGCGCUGUAGUACAGAAGUGCCACUGAUGUGUGUUAAUUAUGACCAACUUGAUUUGCUGUUUGUCUCCAAGUUCUUUGAGCAUCACCCCAUUCCCCAGGAGGAGACCUCUUUAGGAGAGACCGCCCCAGCAUCUUCAUCGUACCCCUCAGUGCCCCCCUCAUUGAAAAGGAUUUACCACACCCACUAUGCAGGAUUUGAAGCCAUUUGUAGACCUAAAUCCUCUUUUUCCUUGACUUUGUUUCUCAGACCACCAAUUCUCCCUAGUCCUUCUCCUUCAAAAUCCAUUCCAAUCCCACAGCCCUUCCGACCAGCAGAUGAAGACCAUCGGAAUCAAUUUGGGCAACGCGACCGAUCCUCUUCAGCCCCUAAUGUUCACAUCAAUACAAUCGAGCCAGUCAAUAUUGAUGACUUGAUUAGAGACCAGGGUUUACGAGGAGAGGGAGGUUCAACUGCAGGUUUGUCUGCAACCCCUCCCGCCUCUUUGCCUGGGUCACUCACCAAUGUGAAAGCAUUACAGAAAUCACCAGGACCACAACGGGAGAGGAAGUCAUCUUCAUCCUCGGAAGACAGAAAUAGGAUGAAAACCCUUGGUCGACGGGAUUCAAGUGAUGAUUGGGAGAUACCAGAUGGACAGAUCACAGUUGGACAAAGGAUAGGGUCUGGAUCAUUUGGAACGGUCUACAAAGGAAAGUGGCAUGGUGAUGUGGCAGUGAAAAUGUUGAAUGUUACGGCACCUACACCUCAACAGUUACAGGCUUUCAAAAAUGAAGUAGGAGUGCUCAGGAAAACACGACAUGUGAAUAUCCUGCUUUUCAUGGGUUACUCAACAAAGCCCCAGUUGGCUAUUGUUACACAAUGGUGUGAGGGCUCCAGCUUAUAUCACCAUCUACACAUCAUUGAGACCAAAUUUGAAAUGAUCAAACUAAUUGAUAUUGCACGACAGACUGCACAAGGCAUGGAUUAUUUGCAUGCCAAGUCAAUCAUCCACAGAGACCUCAAGAGUAAUAAUAUUUUUCUUCAUGAAGACCUCACAGUUAAAAUAGGUGACUUCGGUCUAGCUACAGUGAAGUCACGAUGGAGUGGAUCCCAUCAGUUUGAACAACUAUCUGGAUCUAUUCUAUGGAUGGCACCAGAAGUUAUUAGGAUGCAAGAUAAAAACCCAUAUAGCUUUCAGUCGGAUGUGUAUGCAUUUGGGAUUGUUCUGUAUGAACUGAUGACUGGACAGUUACCAUACUCAAACAUCAACAACAGGGACCAGAUAAUAUUUAUGGUGGGACGAGGAUACCUAUCUCCAGAUCUCAGCAAAGUACGGAGCAACUGUCCAAAAGCUAUGAAGAGACUAAUGGCAGAAUGUUUAAAAAAGAAAAGAGAUGAGAGACCCCUUUUUCCACAGAUUCUUGCCUCCAUUGAGCUUCUGGCCCGGUCAUUGCCAAAAAUUCACCGCAGUGCAUCUGAGCCCUCAUUAAACCGAGCUGGCUUCCAGACGGAGGAUUUUAGUCUAUAUGCUUGUGCUUCUCCAAAAACACCCAUCCAAGCAGGGGGAUACGGUGGGUUUCCAGUACACUGAGAAGAAAUGUGAAAGCAUGUGCCAGUGUGUCUGUGUGCUCGUGUGUUCCCAUGUGUGCAACACAUGUAUGUUCUCAAUUCCUACCAGCUAUUUCUUAGGGUGUGCUGAGGGAAUGAAAAUUCACUUCCUAAUGCUGGGCAUCGGAUGUCCAAAGUACAAAGUUUGUGCUGGUAAGGGAUGCCUUUGGAACAGCUGGCACAAGAAGAAUUAUAAGGUCACUUCAGAGAAAUGGGAAAAGUCACUUCAAAACAAGCAAAAAUCAUCCUAAGAUCACUGGUUUUCAUUUUUGCUUGUUGUGUCAUUUUUUGCCUAGUGUACUGAUUGGAGUUAGUUACUCACUAGUGUAUUUAAUUUUAAUCUGCUCGAGUGCUCAAGCUACCUUCAUUUUUUUUUUCCAGUUGAAGUCAUUAUAUUUGAGCAAUAAUAGGCUUUAGGUUCUUCGGUUAGUAAUACUCUCAUGUGUGGGAAACAAGGUGGAAAAUAAACUUAGCUGCAAGGCUGAGCUCAGUCAAAACUUUUUGUGGUCAGCAGAAGUGAGCAGGUACAGAAUCCAAAGAAAGAUCUUAGUGGUAUGUGACUUUUAUUUUGAAAGUUAAGGCUUAAAAUAGCGCUGCUUAGAGAACAUCUCCUCCUGCAGACGAGUGGUGGUUUGGGGCUUUUUUAUUUGUUUUUGGUUUUUGCCUAAAUGUUAUAAUGUGCUAUAGUUUAGACAGCUCAGUGUUUUCUUACAAUGCAACAUAGAAGGAAUUCUGAAUCUCUGUUUUGCUGAACUACAAGAAUAUUACUAAUAAUGAUCCCUGUACCCUUCAAUUAGCAAGGACUUCAAAAUUUAAAGAAAAAUUAUCUGAAGCGUAACCAAAAUCUUUAAAAGAAAAACACUGCUAAUACCCAUAAUAAUAAAAGAGCAUUUGAAAACAUAGUUAUUUUCAUAGAAAUCAGUAUUAUACUAUGAACUCUGUUAAAAUGAAACAUUUUAGUUACUUCAAUAUUGCUGUUAAUACUACAGAACAUACCCUCUGUUCAGUGAGGGAUUGUUUUUUUCACUUCCAUAUAAAAGCUGCUAGUUUGAUUGGAGGUGAGUCAGUUAGACUAGAAACCUAACAGAAAGCUAGAAACCUUAUCAAGAUUAGGUUAGCUCACUUGAAAGACUAUUUUUCGCUGGACCUUUUCUCUGAAACUGAUGAAUCAGAGUAGUGGUUGAGGUUGUAGCAGUCUUUGGUGUCAAAUAUGAAAACAGUAACAACUGUGUUGUUUCAUAUUUUGCAGUCAGGUGGUUUUGCUUAUUGUAAACUGUUAAGCUGUUCAUUUUCACAGAUCGUUUUGCACCAGAAACAAGCUAUUGCUGUUUCUGUUAGGACUUCAAGGGCCGGAAGUGUUCUUAAUGGCUUUUACAGAGAGGUUUGCACUUUUGCUAGCAAUAUGCUUUUUUAUUAGAUCAGAAAUUCAAAAAGGUUUUCUUUUCUGCUCUCUUUCUGGCAACUGAGUCUUUUAAAGUGGGAGGUGGAGUUAGCUUAGAGAGGGAUAGGUAAUUUCUACAUUUUUCAGGUCUGAAUCUCUUGGUCAUUUUAGCUUCUAUUGUUGGAACGGUUUUUGGAACUAACUUUUCUUUUUUCGUUACAUUAUGCAAGAAAAUUCCGUUGUUGAAAUCUAGCUCUAUGGAAACAGUUAUUGAAGACAAAUUUGUUAUUGUCUCAAAAAAUCUGUUUCCCAUCUUUCUGGUACUUCUACCUCAUCUUGGUAGGCCUAUCUUAAAAUGGAAAGAGGAUUUAAGUGGUUUUUUUUUUUUCCUUUUAUCCAUUAAAUUUUCUA